CCUGAGUCAAGAAGAAGAAAAGUUCUCACUAUCUUUAGGAAGUAACCAACUUGAUGCAAUGUUGCAGUGAAUUUGCAGGCAAUGUAGCCCUUUUGAUUGUUAGACUGCUGUUGAUAAAGUAAUGAGGAAAAUACUACUGCUUGAUAAUUACAGUACCGAUGAAUACAGUAAUAAAAAUAAUGACAGUAGCACAGCAUAAAUAAUUACUGUAAAAUUAUUUGAUUUACUUUACUUUCUUUAAUCAGAUUUUAUUACCCUAUAAAAGAAAACACUGCAGAUAUUAAAGGAGUAUAUCUUUGUCCACAGGUCCAGUAGGAGUGGGUAAAACUCAAUGGUGCCAUCACACAGCUGUUCGGGCAGUGCUGUCUGGUGAAAGCAGUGGUCGGAAUACCUCAGUUAUAUACAUUGACACAGAAACAGCAUUUAGGGCUGAGAGAAUUGUCGAGAUAAUGUACAAGAGAUAUCCUGAAUCCGAGCCAAGAAUCUCGGAAUGUUUAUCCAAGAUCUUCCUCUACCAGCCAUCUACAAUCAGCAACUUGUCACAAUUGUUACAGCAGUGGAAAAGGAUGCUGGGCUCUUGAUUGUGGACUCCAUAGCAUCCCUGGCUCGCAAGGAGAUGAUGGCGGGGUCGUCCCAGGCAAACAGAGCUCGGGUCAACCAGGUGGCGUCUUGGGCUGCGAUACUCAAGUCGAUUGCAGCUCAACAUAUGUCUUAUAAUUGCGAAAUCACCUGUUGCCCCUUUUGCAGCGUUUACCUAUAUUAUUGGAGCAGGAGGAAUAGAAAUCAAAGAGAAUAGAACAUUUUACUCAUAUGCCAGAGCAGAUCCUGGGCUUCACAAAAUAAGGUACAAAGGGGAGUUGUUUUGUAACUACAAUUGUAUUUUUAUCAGUAUUGUGAAUAUUAUACUUGUUUUAGAGAGGUGGGUUUUUAUCUGUUAUAUUAAUAAAUGUGUAUAUUUAAUAUCAUAUUGAUAUUUAUGUAUUUUGUAAAUUUUAUAAGAAAUUCACAACUAUUAUUUUCUUUUUUAUGGGCCCAAAAUGUAUAGAAAGUCAUGCUUAUUCUUAGAAGAAGCAAGAAUAAGAAC
Molecule: messenger RNA, 1084 nt
Organism: Penaeus indicus
Lineage: Eukaryota; Metazoa; Arthropoda; Malacostraca; Decapoda; Penaeidae
Exons: 5
Coding region: 491-796 (101 amino acids)
Source: RefSeq, a predicted model, not a curated record